This is a messenger RNA of Physcomitrium patens, 4653 nucleotides long. RefSeq names its product autophagy-related protein 18h. Gene Ontology annotation, biological process: autophagy; response to starvation. Lineage: Eukaryota; Viridiplantae; Streptophyta; Bryopsida; Funariales; Funariaceae. The record is from RefSeq and is a predicted model, not a curated record. Gene Ontology annotation, molecular function: protein binding. Gene Ontology annotation, cellular component: cytoplasm.
UCUAGUGCACACUUUCUCUCCCCUUCUUAACCUAUAAUUUCAUGCAGGCACCAUAUUGAACGAUCGUAUUAUCCCCUGUUUUCUCUCCUAAUUUUGUGUUGCCUCAUUGUUUUUCACCGGUUUUUGAUCCAGUCGGGGGCGGGUAAUUUUCUAGACGAGAGAGAGGAAGUGAAAGGGAGGGCGGACGCCACCCGUGGUACAGGCUAGCUCUGGCCCACCCGGGCUGACAAACACUUUCACCCUUGAGAGUAUAAAGUUUGAAACAUUUUUGCCCCCUAGUCCGUAUCGCCCUCUCUAAUCAAUUCCUGCUGCAACGUGAGAAGUUCCAUUUGGUUUCGAUUCGGGUGCAGUGGACGAAGCCGAUCAAGUGAGCGGUGUCUGCUGUGUUGCCCACUCCGGAUAAUAAAGAAUUAUGGCGUCAGGUAGUUUGCUUGAGGCAUUUGAGCAGUGUGAUUUCGUGAGCGAUGCGGGCGGGGAAGCUUGUUCCAUACGAUGAAAUGAUGAGAUGAUGAGGUUUCUAAGGAGGCAAUGGGUUGAGAGAAUCGCAACUCUUUGCCAGGGACGGAGCGCGGGCAUGUGCAUAGAAAGCCGAGCUACUUUUGAAAAGCAAGGCAUAGAGUGGGAUGAGGAACAAUGCCGACUAUCAUGUGCGUAGUCCCUGUGGGGGCAAAUUCAGAUCAUUUCCUUCCUCGUUCCGUACUAUUUCCAACUACCUGCGCAGUGUCUCCGCUAAUGCAAGCAUCAUUGCUGCAUCCACCGUACGUCAGGCUGCUGUCUCAGCAGCCUCCAACGGUUCACUCAAUGAAGAUGAUCGUCAGCGGGAACAGGUCCAGUGGUCAAGCUUUGACAAGCUAGAGCUCAGCUCAGGCGAUAUUCGACAAAUCCUAUUAUUGGCAUAUUCAAAUGGAUUUCAAGUGUGGGAUGUACAAGACGCGAGUAAUGUGCAUGAAUUGGUCUCGCGUCGUGAUGGACCAGUUGCAUUCCUGCGACUUCAACCAAAGCCGAUACUUCAAGACGCGAUUGAUGGGUGUGCGAAUUUCAAGGGAACCCAACCUCUGCUGUUAGUUGUCACUUCAGAUGCCACAGGCGUCGGGAAUGCAGGUACUGCAGGUUUCGUGGGUGGCUAUGGUGCUGGUGGCGGGGGCAACAUUUUGAGUCUGAGAGCCUCACAUUUUGUGCCAACUAUCAUCCGGUUUUAUUCACUCCGUAAUCAUUCUUAUGUGCACACCUUAAGAUUCCGCACAGGUAUUCAUGCGGUGCGCUGCAGCUCUCGUGUCGUUGCAGUGGCUUUGGCUGCGCAGAUAUAUUGUUUUAAUGCAGGGACACUUCAGAACAUUUUUACCGUGCUUACUUAUCCAUCCCCAACUCCCACCCUAGGGUCCAAUCACUAUGGACAUGGUGCGAUGGCAGUUGGACCCCGGUGGCUAGCAUAUGCAGCCUAUCAACCUCUCAUGGCAACUACUGGCCGUGUGUCUCCACAGCAAUUGAUCCCAUCCCAAGGGGCGAGUCCAUCAACUUCUCCAGCCAACGGCAGUUUAGUGGCUCAUUACGCAAAAGAAUCCAGCAGACAUUUCGUUGCAGGGGUGAUGACGUUGAGUGAUAUGGGCAUGAAGACAAUAUCUCGAUACUGCUCAGACCUCAUGCCGGAUGGUAGCUAUUCUCCUUCAGGGAUGGGCAGUUCCAAUUGCAAGAACGGCAUCAAUGGCCACAGCCCUUGGCAAGGAGGCUCCUCCCCCGAACCAGAGUUUGCUGGCACCGUGAUCAUUCGGGAUAUCGUGAGCAAGAAUGUAGUGGCACAAUUUAGGGCGCACUCAAGCCCGUUGUCAGCGCUUGCUUUUGAUCCUAGUGGCACCCUCCUGGUCACUGCAUCUGUUUAUGGUCAUAAUCUCAAUGUCUUCCGCCUCACGCCUUCAUCCUCGACAGCUGGUGCUAACGGGACUGGUGGGGAUAUGAGCUCAACUUUUGUGCAUCUCUACAAACUCUCCCGUGGGGUCACAAAUGCUAUAAUCCAGGAUAUCAGUUUCAGUGGCGACAGCUAUUGGAUUGCUGUUAGUUCUUCGAGAGGAACCAACCACUUGUAUGCUAUAUCUCCUUUUGGAGGAGUGGUGGGACCACAAUCGCACGGAACAGUACCUAUUGAUGGGCUAAUCGGACCGUCUUUAACACAGGCCCCCGUUUUCCCCUGGUGGUCUAAUACAGGACCUCUGAGUCUGAAUCAGCAGGCACUUCAUCCCCCUCCUCCUGCUUUAACUCUCAAUGUAGUGGGUAGAAUAAAGAAUGGGAAUGGUGGAUGGCGGGGGACAGUAACUAGUGCUGCAGUGACGGCUACCGGCCGACCCAAUAUUCCUGCAGGCGCUGUGGCUGCUGUUUUUCAUGAUGGUGGUGGAGCAGUUGUGGAGUCAGGUGUUGGUGUCGGGACGUUGAAGGACCAACUCUGGGUUUUAUGUCCAACAGGGCAUCUUCUUCGGUAUUUGCUGCGUCCUGCAAUUGGAGGUGAGAGUGGCUACACCAAUGGCCUGCCACAAAUGGCUGGAAUGAGCACAACAGGAAGCCCUGGCCUUGCACAAGAGUUGAAGGUAGUUGUUGAACCUUUAGAGAGGUGGGAUAUUGCUCGUCGACCUAACUGGGUGGAGCGAGAAGAGAGAGUUGAGGGCCUAGGCGCACAUCAUGAAGAAGGCGUGCUGGCCAAUUCAGGAAGCGUAGCUAUUUCUGUAGGAGCUGUAGUUAAGGAAGGUACGACAACUGAAGAGAUGCAACGGUGGUUUAUGUCCAAUGCUGAACUGCAGAUGUAUCAAGCUAGACCUGUACCCAUCUGGGCAAAAUCUAAGAUACAAUUUCAUGUGAUGCUGUCGGGGACACCAGAGGAAUCUAAGGUUGAAGACUACCCCUCUGAAGAUGGGGUUGGAGAGACUGAGAUUGAAAGAAUUCCUACUCGGGUUGUCGAAGUACGAAAAAAAGAUUUGGUCCCUUUAAUUGAAAGGCUCCAAAUCUAUACAAAAGUACAGGAUUCUCGUGAUAUUAGUGUAUCAGAUACUUUGCCUGGAGUGUCUAAUGCUCAUGAACAGAUUCAUGGAGCUGAGGGUCCUCAAGAUGGAUUCAUUGGCGAAGGAUUGAAGUUCAUGCCUAUCCAACGUACCGAUAGUUGCAAUAGCUUAGGCUCAGAAGGUGCUCCAUUUACUGCUGGUGCAGGUGGUAUGAAUGGACAUCACCAGGGUUACCAAGAUUUUUCAGGGGUGGCAGUAGCGGACACUCCGUCAUCAUUUGGGUCACCUCCAUGUUUCCGUGAAGCUCAACAAGGGUUAGAGUCGCUGGUUAUGGGCAGAACUGAGCUAUCUCAUGGACCUUUAUUACAGUCCAAGGACGGUACCGUUAUCAUUUCAGGGGUAGAGCAAACAGAUUCGAGGGUGGUUUCAGACUACAUCAAGCCUGGUGUAUGUGCUCGGUUUUCUGAUUCCGACACAGGCGGGAAUGCAAAUCAUGACCAUCUUGAUCGUUCAAAUGUUGAUGGCGGACAAUCGGAGAUCAUGGGUGGUCAGCUUGGCCAACCCAUCGCCCGACUUGCCACUACGAUGACGAAUGCUAAAUCCGUAGCUAUCAUUGACAGACAAUCUGAAGACUCUAUAUCACAAGAAAAUGGUGGUGUAUAUCACAUCCGUUCGGAGGCUUUAGUAAAUGAGACAAGCUAUUGUGACUUGAUGCCAUCUGGUGAGGUGGUAGCGAAUGGUUGUCUUCCACAUGAUACUUCUCAGACUACGUCUGUUUUGAAUCCUGAAUUCGAAGCAGCGUUUCUCAUGGAUCUCGAUAGACAGCAUGUUGUGAUUGAUUGUCCCUUAAAUGGAAGACACAUGAAUGGGACGGCCGAUGAUGCUGACAGCGAGGCUACAGAGGGUGCUCAUAGUAAAAAUGAAGACAAUGAAGACGCUGGACAAGGGGAUGACAUAUGGGAGGGUCACGUGUUUCCUUUUUGUGAAGAUAGCUAGGUUUGAGGGAUGUGCUUCUACUCCGCCCUGUUUAUUGACAGUCCAGGCUCGAAUCGCCAAGCGAAGUGGCUCAUCCCAUGUCUUCGGUGAAGGUUGAUCCCUUCAUCAUUAUAUUUGGACUUUGCAGGCUGCAAAUGCUUUUUUUGAGGCCAAAAUGGUUGUUGGGACAAAAACAUACUAUAAUUAAUUUUAUGCAUCUGAUGAUAUUAGGGUGCCUUCAUUUCCUUGAAGGCUGGGGAAUUAUUCUAGCGAAAUUCUCGACCUGAAUUGGCAUCUGUUCAGAACAUGUGAGGAUUUGCAGCAGUUGGAGUUGUAGCACUUUGAAGUGCGUACUGGUGAAGUUAUUUGAAGGUUAUUUUAGUUUACUGGAUGUAAAAUAAAGCCAGCCAGCUCCCUUCCGUGGAUCAAAAUAGUGUAGAGAAAAUCCGAGAGGAAGACAGCUUCAUAGGAAGGUAUUCAAGGUAAUUUAAUGUCGAAUAAGCUGAAUCGGAGUUGAGUGUGACUCGUCAUGAAAUUGUAGGUUAAAUUUAAGAAGAGAAGUCAAGCAAUUUCAGGAAAUGUAAAAGUACAAAAACAAAAAGUGCUGUCUCGAUGGUUGUGGCAAGUGACUUUGAGUCCCUUGAUCUCGAUCUUGUAUAUAUCCCUGUUGUAAAGAAUUCACUCAUUUGUUCAA